GUCUAUCUAUCCAUCCAUCUAGCCACCGCCGUCAGUGCCUGCGAGGUAGAACCUUCUUGGUUCGUCGUACGGCUAUCAGACCCUUUCGGAGCAGAAUAUACAACACAUCUUUCCACCCGUGGCGGUUUGGGCUCAACGCUAUCUUGCAUGGCGCGAUAUGACACAUCGGCUGUCUCUUGAUGUCCAGCUCGAUGCUGCCAUCCUCGAUUUUGCUCCUAAAUACAUGAAGAGUCAAUUGGAGCACCUGGCCCGCGAAUGUGACGAGCGCCUUGAGCGUGAGUUGCUUCCACAAUUCCACGCCAUUUUGGCUCAAGUCGAUCAGGAGCGGGAUGCUUUCGAGAAACAAAAGCAAGCUGCCGUUCGCGACCUGCGUGCGCACCUCAAGCUUCUCCGCUUCGAUGCGGCGACAGUCGAACAGGCCAUCAACCAGCUUCAUGCCAUAGCACCCCGUCAUCUUGCUCUGUUCCCGAGCACUACGUCACUGACGUUGCCUAUGACCGCCUCUCCCUUCACCUCCGCCUCUACUUCGAACUCUCGCUCCACGCCUAGCCCGGCUGCUUCGUCUAAUAGUGCUUUUGACCAUCUUUCUGACGCAAUUCCAGGGAGCCAUGCUGCUUCCUUAACUGAGUCAACUCCGGCAGCAGAUGCGCUGGACUUAACGACCCAGUAUAAUACCACAAUGCCACCUAGUCUCGACUCUGCAACCCAAUCUUUAGCUACUGCUGAAAGUUCUAAGACUACCUGCAGCCCCAAACGGGACCAGAGUGCCGAGAGCGAUGCGUCGUGUAAGCGGCAAAGAACAGCCAAGGAGAAGAUAUCCUUGAAACUAGUAGAUCCCGACAGCCCGCGGACGGUUGCGUUCCCAAAUUUAAAAACAGGAGAAUGUAUAUUUCGCCAUGCAGACCGAGAAGGAUAUUUUGUCAUUCGAUGUGAACACUGCGAGCCACAAGGCAUCUUCACCGAGCCUCCUUUGAAGAACAAUAGGGCACUAAAGCAUUUUCAAGAGCAUGUCAAGUGCGCAUCUGGGGAAGAAGAGCUGACAAAUGAGUCCAUUUUCGAAAGAUAUGCGUGGCAAGUAUGGGGAGGUGAGAUGGCCAGUAAAUAUUGGAUUAGAGAACACGUUGGUUCAAAACCUCACACUUUUACUCCUACGAGAGCCCUCCAGGGUAAUUCCCUAGGAGAUCGUACGAGUAGUAUGCGCAAACACGACGCAGGUGAUGAUUUUUCAACCUCAUUCUUUAGAUUGCGAGAGUCAACUCGCAGCCUUCUGCCAAACCACGAGGGAGAACACGAAAAUCCCCGUCGUACUCUUAGAAAUGUACCACGGCUUGAUUAUGCAGAAAUGGUGGCACCAGGGAAUAAUGAUUUUGAGGCACCUAAGACAGUUAAGAUUACUAGGGCUACCGCAUCUCGUAAGCGCAGGCUGACGAAGCCUGGGGUCAAUUCGGUAGACUCUAAAAAACCAUUUGGCUAUAUGUCCGAACCUUGGCCGAGGCGAUCAGCUCCACGUUGAAGCCGUAACCUAUGUGUCGAAAGAGGUGGCAAUAAUAGCUAACAGUCUAGAACGGGAACAAGCCUCCAUGCGGACUAGUUUCUCUUACCUUCGAUCUUGACGAAAUAUUGCAAAAGAAAUACGACUAAAAAUAUUAACAGAAAUACGUUGAUAUGGUGGCAAUGGUAAAAUUGAUGAGCGGUGCUUGAUGAGUCACAGAUGCAUGCAUCAAAUCAUAAUCAAAUUCAUUCUAAAUGCAUAGCCAUCUGUUCGAAACACCAUAGAUAAGAAUUCAGCGAGUAGACGCAAUGUUGAAUUGAACUGGCG
Xylaria bambusicola is the source of this 1819-nucleotide messenger RNA. RefSeq lists its product as uncharacterized. Bases 158 to 1513 code for a protein of 451 amino acids. The transcript has 7 exons. The record is from RefSeq and is a predicted model, not a curated record. NCBI's taxonomy places the organism in Eukaryota, Fungi, Ascomycota, Sordariomycetes, Xylariales, Xylariaceae.